UUUGAUUUGUUUCGUUUCAUUCCAGCAUGUGUUCGACAACUGAUCCAGAACUGGCCUAUUCCGUACACUGUACUGGUAAUGCUUCUAGGAAUGGCUCUUGGAGCAAUAUCUUCAAGAUAUCCCUCUGUGCGAAGAUACACAACUUUUUCGACAAAGGACCCACACUUGGUGUUAACUACAUUUCUUCCAGUUCUCUUGUUUGACUCUGCUUUUGCAAUGGAUGUCCACACAUUCUAUAAAAUGUUUCUACAGAUCAUAGUUCUAGCAAUCCCUGGCAUGGCUUUAGCAUCGUUUCUCACUGCAGUGAUGGGGAUGUAUGUUUUUAGCUACAAUUGGACAUGGAAUCUCGCUAUGCUGUUUGGCUCUCUUAUCAGUGCUACUGACCCCGUUGCUGUUGUCGCAGUACUAAACAGUCUUGGAACCUCCAGGCAACUUGGCACAAUCAUAGAAGGCGAGUCGUUGCUGAACGAUGGUUGUGCAAUUGUUUUGUUCAACAUGUUUUUUGCAUUAUCUUUCAAAGAUGUUACAACAACUAGGGUACUUCUAUUCUUCCCGCAAUUGGCUUUCGGCGGAUUCGCAUUUGGCCUAGCUGCGGGAAAAGUUACGGUGUUUUGGUUACAGAAUGUUUAUAAUGAUGCUAUGGUUGAGAUCACUAUUACUUUGGUUGCAACGUACUUGACAUACUAUGUUGGAGAGUUCGUGUUUGGUGUCUCUGGAGUUUUGGCCGUCGUAAUGUUGGGAAUGGAAAUCAAUGCGCAACGGACAAGCAUUAGCCCUGAGCAGGAGGUUUUCUUGCACAGGUUCUGGGAAAUGCUUUCGUAUUUAGCCAACACGCUCAUCUUUGCAUUUGUUGGUGUUGCAAUUACAGAGAAAGCUUUCAAAAAUUUGGAAGGAAUCGACAUUUUGUACAUUAUUAUUGAUUACAUUGGUGUCAUCAUCAUAAGGGCUUUGGUAAUUCUGUUCUUCAGUCCAAUCUUGACUCGACUGGGGUAUGGUUUAAAAUGGCACGAUGCUGUUGUUAUGAUAUGGGGCGGUCUGAGGGGAGCAGUUGGCCUUGCUUUGGCUUUGCAGGUAGCGCUUGACCAUAACGAAGUGGGCAGCAAAAUGUUGGUUCACACUGCAGGAAUUGUGCUGCUCACUCUUAUUUUCAAUGCAACGACGGUAAAGCCACUGUUAAAAACGCUUGGAAUGUCAGAGAUAUCAGACGCAAAACGAGCUGCAAUGUCUAAUGCAAUAAACCGAUUGAAUGAAAGUCGAGAGCGAUCACUCUCUGUUAUGAAAACGGACAGGUUUAUGGCUGAUGCGGAUUGGGUGAGAGUGGAAAACGCUUGUCUGAUGAAUAAUCCAUACGAAGAAGGUUUAGAUGAGGACAAUGGAGCCGAAGACAUAUUGAUUCUGCGACACAGCAAAUGUCCUCAGUGCGCUUCGAUGGUACCUAAUCAACCCACUGCUAAGGAGUUCGCAGCAAUGGCAGAAGAAGGACGUAUUGCAAUAAUAAAGGCCGAAAAAAUCAGCUUUUGGAAGCAAUAUGAACGAGGUCUACUCUCCAGUGAUGGUGUCCAAGUGCUUGUCAGCUUGGCUGAUACAUGUUUAGACGAAAAGGACAGGUUUAUUCAGUUGCGCGAUCUUGAUCAACACUGGAGUGUUCCACGCUACUGGGACAUGAUUAGAACCAAACUCAUCCAACUAAAGCAGAUGAAAGCUGCUGAUCGCGUUCCGCCCCCACGCAACAUCUUCCUCCGAUACAACUACAUGAUCGCAACACACGUGGCAUUUGAUGUUCUAAUGAAUGUUCUUAUUACCCUAAACAUGGUGGCUAUAAUCUUUGAAUUGACGGCUGACGAAAAUGCUUCAUACCUUGUGUAUCUAAAAUACAUCAAUUACGUUUAUUUUGUCGUCUUCAUGCUAGAAGCCAUCAUCAAGAUAUUCGGAUUCAGGAUGCAUUUUUUCAAAGACUACUGGAAUCUGUUGGAUUUAUUCAUCGUAUUUCUGAGCGCUGUAGACAUUGUUCUCGAUAUCGUGGCUGCAGGCUCAAUGGGUGGAUUCUCCCCAAGCGUUCUCAAAGUUGCCAAGAUUUUCCGUGUUUUGCGAAUGGGUCGUGUCUUGAAACUGAUAAAGUCCUUGAUUCCAAAACUGAUCGAUCUUGUGAAUGAUCGUAUUAACAAGCAACUCAGUUUCGGCUAUGACAUUGGCAAAGGUUUUGUGAUCGCGGAGGAGGAUGUUAUGAAAAUGAUUGACCAGUUGGUUGUCGAUGAGAAAAUAAUGAAAGAUCUGAAAAUGAGAUCAGAGAAGAAUCGCCUUGAUAUCAUCAGGAGUCUUGGGCUGCUGCAAAGAGAACAUCCGGGCAUUGCAAUAUCCGUAAAGACAAGGCAAGGGACUCGAUCUGUUUUGAAUAACGCUCUUGACACGUUGGCUCAACUCAGAUCAAAUGGAGUCAUGGAUAAAUCAGAAGCUCUCAAGCUGGAGAUGUUGAUCCAAGAGAGAAUGAAGAGGCAGCUCAAUGCCCCAUCGUAUAUUGCCCCUAAAAAGCCCGAGUCUCUUCUCCGUGGGUUGCCAUGGCUACGAGUGAUGACGGAAGAAACAGUUAGCUUCAUAAUAGAACAGGCCGAAAUGAUAUCAUAUGAAUUCGGUGACGUCAUGCUAAGACAAGGAGAGCCAACUGAUGGCGUUUAUCUCAUUGUCUCUGGAAUGGUCAAGCUUGUAGGAGUGUCAAUGGCAGCUGCUCAGACAAGAGUUCAUUCGUAUGUUGACUCCGAUUUGAACAUCAGUACUGACUACUUGUGCGCUGGCAACGUCAUUGGAGAGAUGGGUCUCCUGACAGGAGGCAUGCGCAAUGCAUCUGUUGUAUGCGAAACUGCAGUACAGGUAUACUACAUAUCAGCAGACAAAAUGUACCAGGCAUUGAAAAGGUUUCCUGGCUUAGAAGACAGCUUGUGGCGUGUUUGUGGCAUUCGGAUAGCCCUUCCAAUUCUCAUGGAUCAAGCAGCUUAUAAGAGCCUUAGAAAAGACCACAUUCGAAUGCUGUGCGAGAGUAGCACGAUUGCUGAGCUUGCACGUGUAAAAGACGAAACAAACUUUGAGAUAACAGACCUCAUGUUAGAAGCCAUCUUGGUACACGGAGAGGUCGUCUGCGCGAGUACAAAGGAAACGUUUUCUGCCCCAUGCCUUUUGCCGAAUAAAAGGAAACACUACAAAUACUCCACGAUGUUGAUGCCAAAAAUCCUAACAAUUUGGAAAAUGUCUCAGAUGCGGCGGCGAAAGACGAUUUCAAAGGCUGGAAAGGGCAAGGAAAACGACCAAUUUGAUGGAUCGAGACCCUCAACGGACAUUCGGUCAAUAGGAUCUAUAGGAUCAAUAGGUGUCUCUCUUGAUGGCAAAAAACACUCCGAAGAUUACGGUCGAGCUGAUAAUAUUUCCAGCAUUGCUGAGGAAGAUGAAACAAAGUUCUCAACAGCAUCAUCAAAAGGACUAGGAUCGCACUUAGAGUGUUAAAAAAGCCAACGCAAGCAACUUCUGAACGUUGAUGUGUAAUAAAUUUACAAAUUAGUAAAAUGUUUUAACUUUUCAUGAAUUUUCAAAUUUUUCUAUAAUGAUGGUAAAAUGGCUUUUUUAUUUCUUUGAAAGCUUUUGAUAUUAGUACUUCGCGAUCAGAGUAAAAUGUUAGUACAAACGUAUUCCCAUAAUAAACUCAAAGAGAAAUUCAUAUAACCAAAGAACCCUAAUUAAUCUUUGCAUAUAACUCAAGACAAGAACAAUUCAACUCAUAAAUAAAAAUUAUUCAACUCAUCAAAAUUAUUUGCACAGAAAAGUACUGAAAGUAUUUCCCUGUAUCUG
Molecule: messenger RNA, 3834 nt
Organism: Rhopilema esculentum
Lineage: Eukaryota; Metazoa; Cnidaria; Scyphozoa; Rhizostomeae; Rhizostomatidae
Product: sperm-specific sodium:proton exchanger
Biological process (GO): potassium ion transmembrane transport; sodium ion import across plasma membrane; proton transmembrane transport
Cellular component (GO): plasma membrane
Molecular function (GO): sodium:proton antiporter activity; potassium:proton antiporter activity; monoatomic ion channel activity
Source: RefSeq, a predicted model, not a curated record